This is a messenger RNA of Diaporthe batatas, 1065 nucleotides long. RefSeq lists its product as uncharacterized. The transcript is spliced from 5 exons. The record is from RefSeq and is a predicted model, not a curated record. Gene Ontology annotation, molecular function: oxidoreductase activity, acting on the CH-OH group of donors, NAD or NADP as acceptor. The coding region runs from base 1 to 1065 and encodes 354 amino acids. Lineage: Eukaryota; Fungi; Ascomycota; Sordariomycetes; Diaporthales; Diaporthaceae.
AUGGCCGGGGAGUACAGCCUGAGCAAGGAAAAGGUUCUUUUGACGGGCGGUAGUGGAUUCAUCGCCUCACACGUACUCGACACACUUCUUGCGCAUGGGUUCUCAGUGGUCGUGACGGCAAGGUCAACCGCAAAGGGCGAGGCCAUCGUCGGCUCAAUCGACGAGGCCCUGCGGUCUGACGUGUCUUUUGCUGUGGUGGAGGAUAUCGCCCAGGAGGGGGCAUUUGACCAUGUCUUCCAAUCCGGGCCAAAGUUCGACUAUGUCAUCCACACGGCGUCUCCCUACAACUUCAACGUGGGAGACCCGGUCAAGGACUUCCUCGAUCCCGCCAUCAAGGGGACCACAGGCAUCCUCAAGUCGAUCAAGGCAUAUGCCCCGUCCGUGAAGCGCGUCGUCAUCACCUCGUCCUCGGCGGCCAUCAUCAACCCGCUGAAGCACGAGAAGGUCUACGACGAGAGCAAAUGGGCCCCCUUCACCUGGGAACAGGUCCUGGCCGAGCCCAAGUUCGGCUAUCCAGGGAGCAAGGUCCUAGCCGAAAAGGCAGCCUGGGACUUUGUGGCCACCCAGAACCCAAGCUUUGACCUCGCCACCAUAAACAACACCUACACCUUCGGCCCCGUCCAGCGCCAGCUCCCCACCCUCGCGUCGAUCAACACCUCCAACCAGCGCAUCCGCGACCUGGUCCAGGGCCGGAUGCGGCACGGGCUCGAGCCCACCGCGCCCGUGUUCACGUGGUGCGACGUGCGCGACGUGGCGCUCGCGCACGUGCGGGCCAUCCUGAGGCCCCACGCGGGCGGGAGGAGGUUCUACGUGGUCGGGGGUUACUUUUCGAACAAGAGGCUCGCGGAUGUCAUCCGGGACCGGUUCCCGGCCCUGGAGAGGGAGGGGAAGCUGCCGCCCGUGGGGGAGGGGGUGGUUGAUGAUUUCCCUGCGGAUGUGUAUGGGUUCGAUAAUUCGCGGAGCCGGGGGGUUUUAGGGAUUGAGUAUCGCGGGUUGGAGGAGAGUGUUGUUGAUACUGUUAGGUCUAUUUUGGAGUGGGAGAGGAGACAUGGGGUGAGUACAUAG